CUAAUAACAACACUAACCUCUAAAAAAGUGUAAGCAUAGUGUCAAGUUCUUAAAAUUGUUUAAAAAAAAAAAAAAAAAAAAAAACUAGCGAUGCCAUUCACAGCAGACGCAGCAGCGCACCAGAUCCAGGAGCGUCUGAAGAGUAUCUACCAGCUGGUGAAGGACAUCGACACAGAGCGAACUAGAUCCGAGGUGAAUUUAAACAACAUAACAAAAGCCCACGAAAAAGUGACCCCGGACGACAAAAUAACUCCUUACUACCAACAAAAGCUAAAAACGUUGUACAACUCGGCGAUUCAGGACGCGCUGCAAGAAGAAGAGCUUCUGAGGUCAGCGCUGUCGAAAAUCAACGAGAUCCGAGCGAUCAGGAACGAGCGGCGAAUCCAGGCGAGGAAUGCGGGGAAUAAAGAGACGAUUCGUCGCGGGGCGCUGAUGAAGAUGCUCCAGAGCACCGCUGCAACCUUGCCGCUGUACGUCGGCAAGACUCCUGGAGCCAAAGCGCCUCCUCUGUGCGGCGCGGUCCCCGCAGAGUCGACCUACGUCGCCAAGAUGGGCGACAUGGUCGCGGCUUUGGUCAAGAGCUCUUCCGAUGAAGAGGAGAACUGGAUCCUAGCGGAGGUCGUUCACUUUAAUUCCACCACCAACAAGUACGAGGUCGACGACAUUGACGAGGAGCAGAAGGACCGGCACACUCUGUCCAGAAGAAGGGUUGUGCCCUUGCCGCUGAUGAGGGCCAACCCGGACACUGAUGCUCACGCUUUGUUCCCCAAAGGGUCCAUUGUUAUGGCGCUCUAUCCUCAGACCACGUGCUUUUAUAAAGCUGUUGUUAAUCAGCUGCCCAAUUCUGCUACUGAGGAGUAUGAAGUCCUCUUUGAAGAUGCUUCUUAUGCUGAUGGAUACUCACCGCCGUUGAAUGUCGCUCAGCGGUAUGUUAUUUCUAUUAAGGAGGGAAAGAAGAGCAAGAGCUAGCUGAUGGAUCUUACCAAGUGUAAAUUUAUUUUGACGAGUACAGCUGAUUCAAAUUCUUGACCAGUGUGUACAGUGGCAUUCCCAUUACUGUGUAGAAGUCGCCGUUUAUUGAUUCGAUAAGACAGCCGCCGGUUCCUUGGAUUCCGUAGCCGCCUGCUUUGUCCCUGGAAUUUUUUAUGUAAAAUGUGAUUUUUUAUUUAAUAAAUGAAGAAAUGAUUUUUAA
Cotesia glomerata is the source of this 1192-nucleotide messenger RNA. It is a transcript of the gene Sgf29, whose product is annotated as SAGA-associated factor 29. Bases 91 to 969 code for a protein of 292 amino acids. Gene Ontology annotation, cellular component: SAGA complex. The record is from RefSeq and is a predicted model, not a curated record. The transcript has a single exon. NCBI's taxonomy places the organism in Eukaryota, Metazoa, Arthropoda, Insecta, Hymenoptera, Braconidae.